CUUGUGAGAACGAAGAUGAUUAAGUAAAUUUUCUGCCGUGCUUCGGUGCCGUAGUUGAGUUUCUGAGUGCGUGAGGUAAAAGAAACUCCGCGAAUAUUGCCAAGUUUUAAAUGUAGAACGACCAGUAAGCCAAGAAAGAAUACUAGCGCCCUGGUACUAUUACAGAGCCGAUCCCACCUACCUUUGUAUUGCGAAAGAGUCAAGCCAUCCGUACAAAGAAGCCACAUGGUCGAAUGAGUGGUUGCGUUACCGAUUUGCGUUCGCCUACGCGAGCAGCCGAACUCCGGCGCAUGCGAACGAUCGAUCGGCGGGACGAGCAAGCGCAAACCCAGACGGGGGUGUGAAAGCUCAGGCGGCACCCGUCCCAGGAGGUAGGAACAGGACUUUCAAGACAGAAAGCAGACACAAACUGCGCUGCGGAUCGGUUCUCGACGACUUCUGAUAAGCAGUGAGUACUCGUCCGCUAGAAGAUCAACAUCUACAUCUGACUGCGAAGCAAUCCCGGCAGCUUCACCGCUUCCUACUAGUUUUCGGAUUCGAAGGUAAAGGACUGUCAUGUCGGAAGAGAUCGACCGUCAUAUUCUGCGGAAGUACGACGUGGUACAGAAGCUGGGCAAGGGCGCCUACGGGAUCGUAUGGAAGGCCAUCGACAAAAAAUCGCGCGACGUGGUAGCGCUGAAAAAGUGCUACGACGCCUUCCAGAAUGCCACCGACGCGCAACGAACGUUCCGCGAAAUCAUGUUCCUACAAGGUGAGUUGAGUUUCCUCAGAAGCUGCAGUGCUUCGGCCGUGCAACUUUGUUUCUACACUUGUCCCUUUUUCUAUAAUUACUUGGCUUUCAGCACGCUUAAUAGUUUCUUGGUUCGAAGUGAGCACGCGUGAACAAAAGUAACUAAAGCUCCACUUUGCAAAACCAGAUUUGAGCGGACACGAAAACAUCGUGCACCUGAUAAAUGUGCUGAAGGCGGACAAUGACCGCGAUAUCUACAUCGUAACCGACUACAUGGAAUCCGACCUCCACGCGGUGAUAAGGGCGAACAUACUCGAGGACAUACACAAGCAAUACAUCAUGUAAGAAAGUUUUCUAGUACUACCCGUGCCUGCCAGCGCUUCUGCGGGGUUAUGCAGCUUUUUUGCGCUGUCUGCUUCAAUGUUUUGAUCCUACAAAAUUUUUACAGAAAAAAAUUCCAAACGAACUACAGCUACCAGAUGUUGAGGUGUUUGAAGUACAUGCACACGGGUAAAAUGCUGCACCGGGAUAUCAAGCCUUCAAACAUUCUCUUGAAUUCGGAUUGCCUUGUGAAGGUAAGAAGCGGUAUUUUCAGCAAUGUAAGGAAAUUGAAAUUUUUUCAGACGUGGAAGAUCAUUUUGAAAAAGACCGUUGGUUUCUGCGGCUGCAUUUUCAGCAACAAACGAUACUUUCCGUGGAAAAACCACUUCCAACUUCUGCAGGUCUGCGACUUUGGCCUCGCGCGAACCGCCACGCAAAUGUCGCAGGAGAAGGGAGACCCGGCACCGGUUUUGACCGACUACGUCGCGACCCGAUGGUACCGCGCGCCAGAAAUUUUGCUAGGCAGCACGUCCUACACCUACGGCGUCGACAUAUGGGCGGUUGGGUGCAUAUUAGGCGAGCUUUUGAAUGGAAAGCCAAUAUUUCCCGGCAGCUCAACCAUGAAUCAGCUCGAUCGGAUCUUAGAGGUAAUUGUGCAAACUACCCAUGCGUUGAAAAUUGUAAAAGUGAUUUGCAGCAGCUUCACCGCAAAACUACGCUCAGUGCAUGUUUUGAUUCUGAAGAUCAUUCUGCGGUCGGCAUCCAAAAUGCCAAUACUGAUGUGCACGCAAGUGAAGUGCGCGCAAAAAAUGAUUUACCUGCCUGCCGUUGUCGACGCAAAAGAAAAAAACGUACACAGGUAACCGGGCGACCGUCUGCAGAGGAUGUCGCAGCGUUGCAAAGCCCCUUCGCAGAAACCAUGCUGGAAAGUUUGCCGAGCAACCGGCACCGAACACUGGAUAACAACCGGUUUAAGGAAAUGUUUCCCUCCGCGUCGAAUGAAGCUCUCAGCUUUCUCCGCGAGUGUUUGAAAUUCAAUCCGCAAAGACGGAUCUCUGCGGAGAAGAGCCUGCACCACGCGUAUACUCUCGUAGCAUGAUGAAAGAGUCUUCUACUGUUUCUUCAUGGUUGCUUGAUUGUUCUUUUUGCAUCGACAUCACUUGUUUGCACUUACCUUUUUCAUCAAUGAUGCACUACUCCCACAGCUAUGUCGCCCAGUUUCACAACCCGGCAGACGAGCCGUCCUGCCCAAAGCCAAUCUCAAUCCCGCUGGACGAUAACACGAAACUUAGUGUGGCAGACUACCGGGACAAGCUGUACGCAGAGGUGGUGAAGAGAAGAAAAGACGACCGGCGACCUAGCAGCAGUUAUGACGGGUAAAAGAAAGACUCCUAAAAAUAUAUAUGCCGAGUUGAUUUUUCUUUGUCGUGUGCGGCAACUACGUUUUAGUCUUCAUAGCGAGAACCUGUGCCGACUGGCCAGGCAGCGCGAGACACGAUGUAUGCAUCUGUGUAAUCGGUUGUCGAAAAAAACCAAAACAGCAACGGCGGACAGUCGGGCUCGCAGGCACGACCCGGUAGCCAGGCUGCAUCGGGACAGCGAAAAUCCGCCGGCGGAAAUCCCGGGGACUGGGAAAAAGUCGAGUCUCGAUCGCAGCCCGGGCGAUUUUACUACGUCAAUAAGCGGACGGGUGCCAAGCAAUGGGAAAAACCAGAAGGCGUGGCGUGAGGAGUCGAUCUGGCCCGGCUUUAUUUUUUUUUCUUUUGAGACAGCACUUUGUUACAAUUUUACUUAAAAAUUACUUAUUGCGCAUUGAUGUCAAUUUAUUACGACGCGCUGCUGUCUUUGCAGCAGCGACGGCAGCAGCCCUCUGCCAAAGGAUGUAGAGGCUGCUGCGCCUCCAUCGCAGCUUCUCUUCGCUGUGUUGGAUUAUCUACCUUUUGUUAAGACAUCGUCAUUCGAGGAAUUUGCUGUGAUUUUUUCACAGCAGCUCGAGUUAUGUUUAUUGUUUGGUCAGCAUAUUGGUCCGAGACGAAAAGUGCCUUGUAUGUCAUUGUGGAUUGCAUUCUUUGGUGAUUAGAUUCUUUGUAUGUAGACUUUUGUAACAAAGGUUCUGCUCGACUAGCAGAAAAGCCAUUCAACGGCACCUGACGCACCAGCGCGUGAAGGUUUUUUUUGCGAAGAU
Amoebophrya sp. A120 is the source of this 3236-nucleotide messenger RNA. Lineage: Eukaryota; Dinophyceae; Syndiniales; Amoebophryaceae. The record is from the annotation of a GenBank genome assembly.